Molecule: messenger RNA, 12782 nt
Organism: Hypanus sabinus (Atlantic stingray)
Lineage: Eukaryota; Metazoa; Chordata; Chondrichthyes; Myliobatiformes; Dasyatidae
Gene: pom121
Product: POM121 transmembrane nucleoporin
Exons: 14
Coding region: 1536-5381 (1281 amino acids)
Biological process (GO): RNA export from nucleus; protein import into nucleus
Cellular component (GO): nuclear pore
Molecular function (GO): structural constituent of nuclear pore
Source: RefSeq, a predicted model, not a curated record
AACGUCAAUUUUUUAACCUUGAAAUUGGGGGGUCGGCUUCUACCCCGGAAUAUACAGUAAUUUUAUUAUCAAAGUACAUAUAUGCCACCGGACAUUCAUUUCCCUGGGCAUACUCAGCAAAUCUAUACAAUAAUAACAGGAUCAAUGGAAGAUCAACCAGAGUGCAGAAGACAACUAACUGUGCAAAUGUAAAUAUAAAUAAACAGCAAUAGAUAAAGAGUCCUUAAAGCGAAAUCAUUGAUUGUAGGACACAUCUCACCGGAUGGACAAGUGAGUGUAGUUAUCCCCUUUUGUUCAAGAGCCUGAUGGUUGAGGGGUAAGAAACCGCAGAGGGUUGUAAAUCUAGUCAGCUCCAUCUUGGGUACUAGCCUACAAAGUACCCAGGACAUCUUCAAAGAGUGGUGUCUCAGAAAGGCAAAGUCGCUUAUUAAGGAACUCCAGCACCCAGGGUGUGCCCUUUUUUCACUGUUACCAUCAGGUAGGAGAUACAGAAGCCCGAAUCACUCAGUGAUUCAGGAACAGCUUCUUCCUCACUGCCCUCCGAUUCCUAAAUGGACAUUGAAGCUUUGGACACGACCUCACUUUUUUUAAUAUACAGUCUAUUCAAUCUAUUCAAUAUUCAAUAUAAAAAACAAUCUAUUCAAUAUACAUAAUUGAUUUACUUGUUUGUUUAUUGUUUUAUUUUAUUUUUUUCUCUCUGCUAGAUUAUGUAUUGCAUUGAACUACUGCUGCUAAGUUAACAAAUUUCACGACACAUGCCGGUGAUAAUAAACCUGAUUCUGAUGUUGAACCUGGCGGUGCGCAUCCUGGGGGUCCUGUCGCUUCUACCUGACGGCAGGAGCGAGAAGAGAGCAUGGGCUGGGUGUUGGUCAUCUUUGUUGAUUGAUGCUCCGAUAGCGUUUCAUGUAGAUGCGCUCACUGGUGGGAGGGCUUUACCGGAGAUGUAUUCCGUCCAAAGGGUGCUGUGUUCUCAUACCAAGCUGUGAUGCAGCCCGUCCACUACUUUUUACGGAAGUUUGUCAAUAGGAGGGAUUAGUUUACUCAGGCAUUUAAUCGCGAAUUGAAUUAAUUCCGCACGACGCCAAGGGCUGUUUUCUGUGAAUUUCAGCACUCCUGCUUACGAAGGCCAGGCUAUGGAAACGGAGGAGCCUCUGCUGGGGCACAGAGGACCUUGCCCCUGCUGACCCGGAGAGCAGAUCCAGCGCUCCCACUCGGUGUGAGGCCGCUCACGGACAACCAUCGGAACUACAAAGCGUUGCGCUAACCACUGCGUUACCGCGCCGCCUCACCGACGGCCAAAUUUCGGCCAUUUACGGCCCCGGGGUAUCGGAGCAACGCGGGCACGGCCCGCGGUCAUAAGCGCGCGCGAAUGACGACAGCACGCGUUGCCAGGCGAUGGAAGGAAAGGGGCGGGGACUUCCGUUGGCAGUGCGUGCCGGGUAAUGGCGCGCAUGUCUGCUGUGUAAAGUGUCCGGUAAUGGCGGACAAGGCGAGAGGAGAAUGGCGGAGAAUGAGACGGGAUUAAAGCCGCCGUCAUGUCUCCCGCACACAAGCGGUCUUUGAUAACGUGGGUGGUGGGGCUGGGCUUUGCUUUAUUGCUUUCCUUCUACGUACUGGGUUGGUACCUUUUAGGCCUGCUAGCUGCGGCAUCCGCGUGGUUUUAUUACUCGUCCCUGCCAAGCGUAGGCCCCGCAGCCGGGCCGCUCUUCCACCCGAGUCGGAUUAGAGCGUUUCUGCUCGGGACGCGCUGGGCCGAAGUGCUUUACGACAAACUAAACGGAGGGAGAAGGCAGUGGAACGGGAGAGAUCGGAGCGCCCGAAGCAGGUCUCAGCAGGGGCUGCGGAAUCCCAGCAAGGCCCCGGGCAACAACUGGAAGUGGGAGGUGAACUGCGAGGAGCGGGAGCCGCUGCUGACAGCGUGUGCGAGCGAACGGAGUCCGGCUAACCUCAUGAUGGGCAGCUACCUGUCGAACGAAAGCACGGCGCGGGCCCCGCUCUGCGGUAGGGAACUGAAAAGUCGCUACGGUCGGCCGAAUCUCAUCCAGUCCCCCACCAGGAGACUGACUUUCGGGGAACAUCAAGGCAUGCUAAACAAAUUUACAGUGACCCCUCGCCGUCGAUAUCCUAUCCAUCAGCCCCAGUACUCGAUACCUGGAACACUUCCAACUGUCCGAUGGGAUGGCUACCAAAAGAAAAAUGUUUUGUCCUCUCGAAACUCUAUCAUGGUACAUAGCCCAGUGACUGUUAAAAUUGCACGCCCUGAUGCAAGUAUAAUUCCUUCACCUCUAUUAGACCAAAUGAUGUCCCCUGCUGCGUCUCCAUUGGUUGAUCCCUGCUCAAAAGCAACUGUGCUUAAUGCUCUAAAGGAAAGUCGGAAGAGAAUGGUGGAAGAUGAUCCUGAAAGAUCUUUGAUCUCUGAACAUGAGAAUAAACGCAGGCGCCAUGACAGCAGUGGAAGUGGUCAUUCUGCAUUUGAACCCUUAUUGGCCAAUGGGGCUCCAGCUUCCCUGGUUCCAAAACCUGGAACACUAAAGAGAGGCACCAAUUCCCAGUGCUCUGAUGACCCCAUUUCCAAACGGUCACGGACAUCCUCCAUUAGUUCACUGAAUAGCAUAUGCGUUGGCAGGAAGCACAGUUCUGUUCGCAAUCCUAUUUUCAGUUCUUACAGUUCCACCCGAGGACAAAUCCAGGGCUUGAGAUGCAUUCUCUCUGCACGAAAUACAACCCCACUCUCCAGCCCUGCUUCCUCACGAUCUGAAACUCCUGAAAGAUCAGGCAAAAAAAUAAGGGAGGAAGAAGUACAGAGAUCAAAUGCCUCUACCCCAGUUCGAGUGGACAGGCCAGAAAAAGACCAGUCUAUUGAAGAAGAAACAGCAACUCCGACGUCAAAAUGUUCACCUUCAACAGUAGAUUCUUCUCCCUUGGAAGGUGAUGUGAAGCGAAAACGGAAGAUUCCUCUUCUGCCAAAACGGAAGGGAAAUCAGCUUACAAUGCAUCCACCGAUAGAAAUUGGGUACACAAUUACUGCAGAAGACAUGGACUCUGAAAAGAAAGCACGCCUUGACAGGAUUAAAAAGGUGUUGCAGGAGAAAGAAGAGCCUUCAAAGUCAUUGGAGCCUGUGGUGACAGUGCCCUCAGUGUCAACUUUUACUACCCCAGCAGUGGAAAGCUCUGCCAACUCAACUCCCAUUUCCACUUCUAUUUCUGCCAUAGUCUCAAACUCCUUGCUGGACAGUUUGAAGAUGAUGCAGGGCCACACCAUCUUGUCUCCCACUUCAGCAGAUUCUGUUAAUGGAGUGAAUCCGAGUAACAUGGCUAAAGCUUCAGAAGCUUCCACAAAAUCUUCCAAGAGUGAAUUAUCACUUUCAUCUACAAUCCCUGCUCCAACAACUUCUGCCGUAACAGUGACAGCUGAUAUUCCAGGAUCUAAGGCAGCUGAUGUUUUGAAAUUCUCAAGUUCCUCCGUUAUCCCAUCACUUUUAACACCAGUCAAUAACCCUGCUCCUAAAGCUAUCACCACUACCACCAAUUCAUGCCAGUUUUCUGUUCUGGUUAGUGCACAAGAAACUAAACUUAGCAAAGGGCCUGAAGUGAAUGUGACUUCAUGUACUGGUAAUUCUUCAACUCCAAGCACAAGUUUUACCCUGUCCAGCACAGCGACUGCAAUCCCAACAGAGGUUAGCACCACGGUUUCUUCAUCUGUCAGCAUACCCAAGUUUAAGCCAGUAUUUGGUCCGCCAGUGACACAGCAGAGCACCAUUACACCAGCAACACUGAGUUCAGGAAUGCCACUUAGUACAACGGUAAGCUUGGUAGCACCUGUACCAUUGAGCUCUGCCUCCUCAAUCAUUCCAUUCAAACCAGUGUUUGGAAACUCAAUGACAGUUACAACUACUGCCACCACUACAGCUGCACCUUUUAAUUUCGGUCAGUCAGUUCAAGCAGUGUUUAAUAAAGAAGCUCCUCCUCCCACAACUUCUACAAAAUCAAAUUCGACUCUGUUCCAAUUUGGAGCCACCACUGCAUUAACAAGUUCAAGCAUUGAUUCAGAAGUGAAAUGCUCAAAAGCUACUGUUAGUUUUGGAUUAAAUGAAACUGUUUCUUCAAAUCCGAAUGUAGCUUCUACUUUAAGCAACAACCUAUCAAGCCAGCAACAAUUUCAGUUUGGUUCAAACCCGACAACUACUACUACUACUGCUGCACCAAGCACUGUGUUCCAGUUUGGAAAGACCUCUGCAGAUGCCACUGCAACAUCAGCCAGCUUGCCCAUUCCUGCCUUUGGUCAGCCAAAUGCAGUUACAAGCCAGGCAUCAACAAACACUGCAGCUACUUCGAAUAUAUUUGGGAAUUUUACUCCUUCGGUGUCAGCACCUUCAACCACUUCAAGUGCUCCACUCACACUUGCGUUUGGAAACUCAGGAAAGACAUCCCUAUUUGGUAAUACCACAAGUGCGCCACCUUUUGGGGCCCUGACGACUCAGCUUAACUUCGGAGGCACAAGCGGUCAGUCAUUGUUUGGAGCUAAUGCUACAGCAACUCAACAAACACCAAGUAAAGCCCCUGCCUUUGGCAGUUCUGGUGCUCCCUUCAGCUUCGGAUCUACACCCACAAAUGCAACAUUUCAGAGCACCACCUCACAGUCUGCAUUUGCAACUCCAAGCCAGCCAGCAUUUGGGGUCGUUACAGCUCAGACUGCAUUUGGAUCAACUUCUAAGCAAUCCAUUUUUGGUGGAGGCACAGUCGGUUUUUCAUUCGGUACAACCACCUCUUCCACUGCUGCUCCAAUGUUCAGUGCUACGAAGAGUUCAGGUAGUAGUACAACUGGUUCAAUAUUUGGCUCUACACAAGGUUUUGGUUCCUCAAGCCAGCCAGCCAAAACGACCAGUGGUUUCAACGUUGCAGCACCAAACCCAACUAUAGCUACAGCUGGCUUCUUUAGUUCAGGUCAGGGUGGAUUUUGUGCUUCAAACCCUUCCAUUCCGUUUGCUACUACUACCCCAACGUCGUCAUCAUCUCAAAAUAUGUUUGGGUCCUCAUUGACUAACCAAGGGACACAGAACCAGACUAAUCCACAGUUCAGCUUUGGAGCUGCAAAUGCAGUUGAAAAUAAGUCUGCUUUUGGAGGGUUCAAUUUUGGAACUCCCAGUUUGAAUUUUGAGACUGGAACAACUGCACCUGGAUUUGGACAGGGUACUCCAAGUGCAAGCUUUUCCUUUGGGGCCACUAAUACUCCAGCAGCAAACUUUGGUAGUCCAGCAACAGGCACAGCAGCAGCACCAGCAUUUGCAGGAACAGCGGCCUUUUCUAUAGGAGCUGGAUCUCGACCUGCUGGAGGGAGACAGAGAUUACUGGCUAGACGACAACAUACACGGAAGAGAUAGACACUUGGGAAUGUGAAUAAUGCAAAGGAACAUGUUGACUAUUCUGAAACAAUUUCCACUUUUUUACUUUUGUACCCUAAACAUUGCCAGUCAUGGAUGUGCAGGCAACUGACCUCAAAAGAUGGGAAUAUAUACUUGAGAAAAAUUCUGUUUAAAUUUAGGUCUUUUCUGGGCUUGAACUGUCAGAAUAAAAGGCUUAUGGCUGCUGGAAAAAAGGCUUCUCUGCAACACUGUGAGAAGCUCAUUAGACAACAGCAAAGUCCUCGUCUUAAGUUUAUAAGCUUUCUUCAAAACCUGCCGUUACAGAAUGGUGAUCUGAGUUUGGUUCAGGGUACAGCAGUAAUGGGUGACACAGUAAGCAACACACAUAGCUUUACUACUUGAAUCUUUCUACUUUUAAAGGUUGCUGUAAGAUGCAAUUUGAAAACCUUUCUUGAUUGACCCUUUUUAUUGUACAUAUUGCUGCACUCUUCUUUCUUUUGGGGGAAACAAACAUUUAAGGGCACAAUUCCCAGUAACAGCGCAGUUUUCUGUGGUGUCUUUGUGCCCAUAUCAAACUGAACUGGAGGCUGAUGUUAACUUCUUUCUCUUCAUUCUUUUUUCCCCUCUUUUCCUUGAUUGCUUUAUUAUAUUUCUGACAAAGAAUUCUAAACCUUGCUAAAGCCACCAUUUUAUUUUUAGGAUAAGAAAUGUUAUGCCUGUUUGAGUUUCUUCUCAAUAUCUUUUGCUAUGCUACCUACCUCUAUUUUUCUUCCUGUGAAUGAAUUUUAAGCCUUUUUAAAUCUGUGAUUUGGUUAUGUAAGGGAAACAAACCAAAUUGCUUUCCCUUCUGUACUACUUUCAUCCUUCCUCCUCCACAACCCCUCUUUCCUAAAAUUGUCAGAUUUUUUUUACAUACAGUAAUUGUUAUCAGUGUUUGCUUGUAUAUCUCAUGUUUUUGCUCAGUGAAUCGAGUUUGGAGGAAAAAUGUCAAUGUAUGUGUGGCGGCAUGUUAGUAAUGCCGGAUCUGGCUGGUUCAUUGGAUAUAUGUUAAUCUGACUCUCGCUAAUCUGUGAUAGUGUUUUGCUAUUAUAACUGAGUGACACAUUAAGCAGUGUUUUCUGGAGAAAUGGCAGUCAUGCUAGUUUUGGAGGUGGUUCCCAUGUACAAUGUAGGAUUCUUAAAGCAGAUUUCAAAAGUAUGGUGCUAUAAUGCUUAAAGAAAAAGUACAAAUUACUUCAGCUUAUACCAAAACUUUGGCUGGCAUUGUUGAGAAUUAUACAUGUAUACUGUGUAUAUUUUAACCUCGACUCAAUAUUUGCAUCUUAUUUUGGGUGCAGCUCUGAAAUGUGCCUAUUUUAAUUUUAAUUAAAAACAAAUUAAAUUUCAAUGCUUUUUUAAAAAAGUGAUUCACCAAACUUUUUGAGUAAUCUUUACUAUCUUCAUAUUGCAUUAGAAGAAAAUAACCAAGCUGGAUUAUGUUCGAUAGUGUUUUCCUUGACUGGUGGAAUACAUGUAAAAAAAAGUGAAAGAAACAUUUUGCUCUUGCCACACUAUCUGGUAUGAAUGGAGCUUUGAAGUCCACCCUAACCACUCUGGAGGUUGUUCUGCAGGUUGUAUGCCCAGUUUAAGCUAGGUUAUUUAAAUCUUCUCUUUUGGAUUUUUUUUUGAAAACAGUGUUUUUAGUAAAUCUUAUUACAUAUGAACAUGGCUUAUUAGGAAUUUUUGUGUUGGACAACUUGCCACUUAAAGUAAUAGAGACCUUCAGGCUCCCAAGUUUUGAUGAUAAAAUUUCAGGAUGGACUGGCUUUCAAAAGAUGCUACUUGUCCCUGCCCUGUAUUCCAUAAAUGGAUCCUGUUUUUUGAGGAUAUUUUACCAAUCUGAAGGAAGAAAACUGAGACAGAGUGGUACUGGUUACCACAAUGAGAUCUGUCUCAUCCUCUUAGCAGAUCAAUGCCCAUAUGUGAGCUGAAAAUUUUUUAGCAUUUGGUUCAAGGCAGAGGAAGGGAUAACAAGGGCGUAUGCAGUAGAGUGUUCACUUGAUGAAAACUUGUAAAACUGAACUGAGGAGUUGCUGUUCCCAUGUGAGGGAUUUGGAUUCCAUAGCACCCUCUGUUAAUUUUCCUAAGAAAGUGUUUGUCUGACCUGCUUUCUCCCACUCCACCUCCAACCCCCACUUCUGGUAUUUCUCAUAUUUCAGGCAAUAUCUAAUAGGUAGUAUUCUUUAUGGCUCCACAGGCAUGCAUCCAAUAAGGCCUUGUUUUGGGCAGUUUUUGGAAACAAAUGUUAGCCCGCAUCAUGGGUGGAAAUGAGUCACCUUCCUAUAGUGAAGGUUGUCUUAUUUUCUGGAAGUGCAAAUAAUUUACGAAAUCAAGGGCAACAGUAGAUGGAGGAUAAAUGGUGAAAGGGUUUAGGAGGUGGUUGUCGUAGAAGGCAUGAAAUUGAUAUGACCCCUCUUACAACACCCAAUCAAUGAUUGCAUAUAUUACUCCAUUAGAAUACACUACAAUCUAAUGAUAUGUAAAUUCAUUUUCGGAGAAUGUUUGUAAUAGUUUCAUUGGUGUGGUUUUAAGAUAACUCUGCUGGUCCAAGUGACCAAACAGAUUAAAGGAAUCCUCCUCAUUCAGUAUAAUGGCUGCCAUUUUGUGACGUCUGAGUAUGAAUGUGUGCGGGUGAUUGGCAACUUCUAAAUUUAGAUAAAAUUGUUUAAAAAAAAGAACAAAAUAAAUUUUAUUUUUAUAUUUAAGCAAAAACUGCCUUCUACGUUCCUUCAAGCUUGGUUCAUUGAGACUUAAUGCUACACUGGUUAAAUAGUAUGAUACUUCUGAUAAACAAUUGUAUGUACAAAUUGUUUUUUUAAUAUGAACUAUGAAGUUGGUGUGAGUAAGUUUUGGAAGCAAACCAAUGGUGUAUGGAAAAGCAGUUGGGAUACUGUAAUUUUUCUCGCUAGAAGUUGCACAUAGGCUGAUGUACCAUGCCUGUAUUUGGCCAAAACAAUAUAAAAUUUGGAUGUCAUUUAAAAACUUCCUUUAGUUUGCUUAAUAGUACUAUACUGAUAUGUUUUGAGAAUCAACUAUGAAGUUCAUAGCAGGUCUAUUUCCAGGUUUAAUUUUGCCAGAAUGACUGAUCUGAAACAAGGAUACUAUCUGAUCAUAUUGCCAGGCUAGUUAAAAUGAAAAUGAGAAGGAUCAAUUAGUUUUGCUUUUUGGAAUAGGAUGAAUUGGAAUCAGCAUGAGGCAAAAGAUCUGUCUCUGCUGAGUUAGCAGAACACAGUUGAGUUGGUUGUAUGAAUGCUUAAAUAUAGAAACAUUCUGUUUCUGAUCACUAUUCAUUGGUAUCUACUGGAAAUUGAGUAAACACAACUCUUUUGGGGUGUGACACCAAAUUGCCAAGUAGCAAUUUUAUCAGGUUUGUGUUUGAACUGGAAGAUGAUGAACAUUUUAAUUUUGGGAAAAAAAAACAUUUUCUUUGGUUGUUUUCUUUUGUCAAAAGUCUGGUGGAAAUGCAAGAAAUGCUGAGUUUAUCAAUUAACUGUUUUUGUUCAGUUACCCUUACAGUGAAAGGUCUGUGAUUGAUAAUCAACAGAAUCUCAAGUAGUGCACUCUGAAAUGCACAUCUAUUUUAAACAAAGUCAAACUGCUCCUUUACAAGACAAAAUAGUAAUGUAUUUUUUAUAAACUUGUUUUUGAGAUGCAGCUUUCUCCAUUGCUUUGCACUUUCUGCUCUGAUUUUCUCUUUAGAAAUGUACUCCAUCAUGAGGUCAAUUGACCACUCUCUUCCAUAUGUAGUACCAUAUUGGAAGUUAUUUAGCACAGAUCACUAAAUGUUUUCAGUUUGAAACUACUCAAUUAGUGCAUUUAGUAGCAAGUUAAAGGAAGUUGUUAGGGCAUUGUUUACAAAUCAUUCUGUGCUCAUGCAGUUUUGGUCCAGUGUUCAGCUGUGAAAAUCACAUCUCCAAUUCAUUGCCUGGCAUUCCCUUUUUAACUGCUGUGAGGUGGGGGUAGUUGUGAAUAAGGCCCAGGGAAGAAAAGUGAUCCAAGUUGAUCCCUAAUUAUUUUCACUUGCCCCUUUCUAAUGUGUAUGUUCGGUAUCUAUAGGAUUACACUCAGCUAUGGUCAUUUUAAACUAACUGCUGACCAAUAUCUGGACCAUGUGAUGCAACAUACCAGUGACACAGUCUGUGCAAGACAGCAUCAUCAGGCAGUCUUUGGGAAAGGAAGCCAGGGAGGAGGAGGAAAUUAAGGUCAAUUUUUAGGUGUUAUUUUAUUGUGACAUGAUACUUGUUACACAUUCAAGGGGUGAUUGAUAAGUCUGUGGUCUAAGGUAGGAGUCAAUUUUAAACAUAGUCCCCUUCUACAUUUACACACUUAGUCCAGCGGUCAUGGAGCAUGCAGAUUCCUUCUUUGUAGAAGUCGGCAUCUUGGACCUCCAGAAGUGGUCGACAGCAGGGGUAAUUAAUAAGUUCGUGGCCUAAGGUAGAAGGGGAUGAGUUAUACAGCUCUGAUUACAUGCAUGUGCAGUUCAACUCUUGAGUGAUUAUGCAGAAAGUUUGUAGUUAAUAACUCAUCUCCUUCUACCUUGGGCCAUAAACUUAUCAAUCACCCCUGCUGUGGACCACCUCUGGAGGUCCAAGACACUGACUUCUACAAAGGGAUCUGUGUGCUCCACAACCGCUGGACUAAGUGUGUAAAUGUAGGAGGGGACUAUGUUGAAAAAUAAAUUACUAGGUUUUCUAAAAUUGACUCCUACCUUAGGGCACAAACUUAUCAAUCACCCCUCGUAGUGCAUUGUCGAAUAUAACUUCAGAAUCUUCUUUCCUCAUACAUCCAGUUUAUUUUUACUUUAAGAACUGUGAAUUCAAGAGUUUAGAAACACUGAUAUCUCAGUUGUCUGGGAGCAUCACGUACUCAUGGCAUUUGGGAUUUCUUUCCCCCUUUCCUGCUGUUAUAAAGAUGUUUUUCAAAUUAACAUCUGGAAUCAGAAAUGUGUAAAUAGAUUUUAUUGCUGCUGAAUAAAUAUUAAGUGAAAGAUACUACUGACAACUUAGGCACUUGGCAGCAUAUAAUUUCCAAAAAUGACGUGGAUCACAUGGGACUAGUAAAUGAAGUUUACUGGAGAGUUUCGAUUAAUGAAACUUAAUACAUGCCCAUUUCUCUCUUUUUAACUUGAUGCUUUUGCACCAACUGGUCUUUGAACAAAAAUUGAGCCACUAAUCCUUUGCCACAGCAAGGUUAAUCAAUGAUGCUUGGCAACACAUUUUAACUUUGAGUAUCAUGGGGUGAUUUGCUUAAUUUAGGAUGGUCACCACCAUUUCACUUCUGACUUUGUUUUCCAGAUAAUUUUCCAGAUUAUCUAAAUCAGGGAUUUUAAUCUUUUGUUUUCAUUUACAUAGCUGAGUGCUCAGGAACCCCCUUGCAGUGUCAUUCACAGAUUUGGACCUGUUCAUUUGCAAAUAUCUCAAACAGCAAAUAUUAAAAGGCUUUUAUGAUUUGGGAUUUCUGCAAUGCAGUAGUUUUUAAUUAUUAAGACCACAUAGUUCAGUUAAAUGCCUUUGCAAAUGGUUAGUAUUUCUUGGGUAUGAGGCUUGCAGCAAACUGUCUUGUGGGCUUCUCUUUAAGUGCAUUGAUAAAUUACUGUUCAGUUAACAGAAUUCAAACCUUUUUUUAUCAUUGAAAUUAAUGGGCCUGGAAGGGCCCAAAAAUAAGUUAGAAUCAAGUUUUCAUUGUGAUGUCUAACAUUACAAUCUUGUUUUUCUGGCUUUUUGAUGGAGUGCUAUUUGUUGGACUGACUUAAAUUCCAAAAGCAACAAAAAGCACUGAUAUUAAGGUUUAGUGCUUUAACAAUGUAACAAAAAUACUGAUCUUGCAUUUGAAAAGCACAAUUCAGAAUGGCUUGGCACUGUAUUGUAUCCAAGGAUCUCCUAUAGAGAAUCAAGUCACUUCCAAGUUGUCUUUAGGACGCCAAGGAGAUACCAAUGACCUUUCAUUCCAAAGCGAAUGGUUUUAUAUAGUGGAUCAGAAAUUGAUGAUUUCUGCAGUGUUAUGAUGGUGUGAUUUUUGUCCUGCCAUUAGCAUUCAAUAUUCCCGAAAGGCUCCAGUGAAAUUUACAUUUGCACAGCUCAGUGAAGGUAUGCAAUGUGGGCUGGGAGUCACCUGAAAAUGUAUGCGAAACAAUCUAACCAAAAUUGAUUAAAAGGAGGUAGUCCAUCCAAUAUUGGAAACCCAUUGUUUUUAAUGUGUUCUAUUCACUUCAUAUUCCUCUUAAGCAGAUAGAUGAACCUGUGACUUCCCGCUUUCCCCUAGUGUACUCUCCAUUUGGAAAACAUGUCGACAGCCAGUCUUACAGUAGCUCAGUCUCGUGCUGUUUUCCUUUUGGGUGGGGUGGAGAAGAAAGAGUGAUGAGGAUUUAUACACCAUUUGUCCACUUGUGAUUGCAUAAGAAGCUCAUGGGUAGCAGCAUGUAAAUAGCAGUCUAUGGUGCUGAAUUAUUUUUUUAAUAAAUAUUCCUUAGGACUGUCUUAAUGUAUAGAAACCCCAAUUCCACAUCAAAUUGGUUGUAAGCAUCUGUUGUGACACCAGUUACUUAAAGACCUCUUAUUCCAGAAGGGUCAUUUAGUAAUUGGAGUUUUGUCCAAUAAACAUGCUUCACUAAACUUGUGCCCACAUUUGUCUUAAAUUAUGCUAAACUUAAACAUACAGAUUACUGGAAUAUGUUCGGAUUUCCUUGUUCUUCAAACAUUGUGUUUGCGUCUAUCAGGUCACUCGAUGGACUCUGGCAGCUAAGGGUCUUUUUUGAGAGGAAGGAAACCAUACCUCUGUUUCAUGAUUUAAUGGCCAGUUGAAACAACUGGUAUCAGAAUUAAUUUUAUUUUACAAAACAACUUGUAAUUGAUUGAAAAUUGACCAGAUGAUUUGUAUCCCACAUCUGUCGAAACACUUGUGUGGUUGAGGAAUGGUGUGUCAUUAAUUACAACAAAUUAUUUAAACUUCAGUUUGAUACCAUGUCAUCUGAGAAUUUCUCAAAUGCCUCGGCUUGUCAUUUAUGUAAUAACAAGGCAAGUCUCAUGUUUAAAUAUAAAGUUUUGACCCAAAAGGGCACUUGAAGUAACUACCUAUGUAGAUGAAGACUGAAUAUGCAGCAAGAAAAACUUUGAUCCCAAUGUGUGUGGUGUCUGGUGACUUUGAAUGGUAAAAUACAUGCAAGUGAUGAAUGUUGAUGAGUAACUCAUAGAACAAGUGGAUGUGGAAAUGUUAGUAUGCUUUAAAAAUAUUGUAGAUUUCUAUCAUUGCAACUUUAGCUUGAUAGAACUAGUGAGUGAAUGUGCAAGUGUAGAGCUGACUGCGAGUGUGCAGAGAUCUGAUUUUUUUUGCUUAUGUCAUUAAAUUGAGAUAGUUUUAAAUAAAAAGCUGUGAUUAUGAAGA